Messenger RNA from Plasmodium fragile, 645 nucleotides. RefSeq lists its product as uncharacterized. The coding region runs from base 1 to 645 and encodes 214 amino acids. The record is from RefSeq and is a predicted model, not a curated record. Lineage: Eukaryota; Apicomplexa; Aconoidasida; Haemosporida; Plasmodiidae. The transcript has a single exon.
AUGUAUCCCUCUAUUUUCAUGUACAUAAUACAGAAAGACCAUCUGCAAAAAUUGCAUAAAGUGUUGGAAGAUUUUAAGAAAUAUAUGGAUACAUACAAAGACCAAGAGCAAGCAUAUGGUGCAAACUGGUACAAUGUGGGCUGGAAUGAUAUAACGACAGGUGUGGUUCAUUUCGAGGACCAAAAAGUGGCGGACGUAGUACGAUGCAGAUUCAUGACUCUUGCAUUAGGCUUUGCAAAUGGCUGGGGCAACAGUAAAACGGAUAAGGAUAACACGCACGAGGAUGCAAAAGAUAAGGAGAUGUACGAACAGCUCAGGUGUGAAGUAGUGAAUGUAUUUGGACAUUUACUGAGACACAGGUAUUGUCCAAAGCAGGAAAGGUGGAGAAGAGGCACAGAAUAUGCCGGUAUAGCAUUCAAGCAGAUGAAGAGCGCGGGAACAAAAGGAAUUGGACAGAUCGAUGGGCCCGUUGUAGACGGAAGGUGCACAAUGUGUGCGUAUGGACAUAAUAAACAGCAUGUAGACGCAGUAAAUCUGGAGAUAGUGAACUGGUUAUUGCAGCAAACCAAAAUAUUGGAAGGCAUGGAGCAAAUAGAAGGGGGGGCAGACUGUAAUACGAAGUGGAAGGAUUAUACAGAAAAAUAG